This is a messenger RNA of Sitophilus oryzae (rice weevil), 1335 nucleotides long. RefSeq names its product beta-hexosaminidase subunit beta-like. Gene Ontology annotation, biological process: carbohydrate metabolic process; glycosaminoglycan metabolic process; ganglioside catabolic process. Gene Ontology annotation, molecular function: beta-N-acetylhexosaminidase activity. The record is from RefSeq and is a predicted model, not a curated record. NCBI's taxonomy places the organism in Eukaryota, Metazoa, Arthropoda, Insecta, Coleoptera, Curculionidae. Gene Ontology annotation, cellular component: membrane.
AUGGAACAAGAUAACGUUGGACUGUCGUUCGAAAGAAUCGUUAGGAAGGAAAGAUUAUUGGGAAUUCAUAAGGCCCUUGCAGAGAACAGUGGAAAUUGUCUUAUUCUACAAAAUGCUUUCGAAAGGUACUUCAAAAUACUUCAACAAAAUACCAUUUCACAAGCGACAGUUCGUCGACUUAAGUCAUUUAGGGCGAAUUUAACUGAAGGAUCGAACUUGGGUUUGAUAACAAAUCUAACAGUUAACUUGAAUGGAGAAUGUUCAGAUAAUGACUACCCUAGUUUAGACAUUAAUGAGACAUACAUAUUAAAUGUUACUCAAUCAGUUGUCCAACUCGCAUCAUCCUCUAUAUGGGGUAUUUUAAGAGGUCUAGAGUCAUUUUCACAGUUACUUUAUUUAGGAUCCGAUGGAUAUACUGUAAGGCACGGAAUAUAUGAUUAUCCUAGAUACAAGCAUAGAGGAUUGCUUCUAGACACCUCUAGACAUUUUAUUCCUUUGAAACAAAUCUAUCAAAUUAUAGAUGCACUCGAAUACAAUAAAAUGAACGUCUUUCACUGGCAUUUGGUCGAUGAUCAGAGCUUUCCUUUUGUCAGCCAAAAAUUUCCAGAACUUAGCCAAUAUGGUGCUUAUGAUCCAGAACUUUAUGUCUACAAUACCACUGAUGUGCAGGCCGUUAUCGAAUAUGCCAGACAAAGAGGUAUCAGAGUAAUGCCAGAAAUUGAUACACCUGGACACACUAGAUCAUGGGGUGCUUCACAUCCAGAAAUUUUAACAGAUUGUUCUGUUGUACAAUCUGGAGCUUUGGGACCUCUGGACCCUACGAAAACAGAGACUUACACUUUUCUAAACGAUCUAUUAUCCGAGGUGAGGGGUGUAUUUAAGGACGCUUACAUCCAUCUUGGUGGUGAUGAAGUUGGUUUUGAGUGCUGGGAAAAUAAUGAAGAUAUAGUUAAGUAUAUGGCAUCUAACGACAUAAGUACAUAUGAAGACUUGGAAAGCUAUUAUAUUCAAAAAAUAAUCAAUUCAGCGAAUUCUUUGAAGUUCAAUUCAAUUGUUUGGGAAGAAGUAUUUGUAAACGGAGUAACUUUGCCCAACGAUACUAUCGUACAUGUUUGGAGAGAUUAUGGGAACUUCAAGUGGGUCGAAACAAUGAAAAGCGUAACGGAAUCUAAUAAACCAGCUUUACUAUCAGCCUGUUGGUAUUUAGACCAUCUUCAAACUGGAGGAGAUUGGCAAGGAUUUUAUGAAUGUGAUCCAACGAAUUUUGGUGGUAAUGAAGAAGAACAAAAUCUCGUACUUGGAGGUAUGUAAUCCGUACUAUUACCAACGAAUUUU